AUGUUCAAAUAUUCUCCUCAUCCUCUAUCUCCUCUCUCUAUAGAGGAGACAAAUCUGGCUAGAGAUAUCAUCUUAGCAAAUUCAUCCAGCGAAGAAGUGGUCCAAUUUCGGAUGACAUAUACUCAAGAGCCCAAAAAAGCCGAAUUGAUCCCAUUCUUAGAGCUAGAGCACUCCGGCCAGCUGCGAUCUGAUACACCGAGACCAGCGCGGUGUGCUCGCGUACACUAUGUCUCGACUGGCAAGACACAGAAGGAUCGGCGUGCGACAGAAGUUGAAGCCACGGUUGAUCUCACUGAAAAGAAAAUCGUCUCCAAAGAUGUUCUUGGAUCCGAAUUUUUGGCAGGACUCAGCACAUGGGAGUUUGAUAUCCUGGUCGAUGUCUGCAAGGCGUCGCCCAUGUUCAGAGAAAGAGUAGCCCAGUUCGAGUUACCCUCGGGGUUUGACAUCAUCGUUGAACCAUGGCCAUAUGGAGGAAUGGACCGGCCAGGUGAACUUCGACGAUACUUUCAAGGCCUCUGCUUUGCAAUCGACACAAGCACAAAGAACCCUGACUCAAAUUACUACUCUUAUCCAUUACCUAUCAUUCCCGUCAUGGAUUUCGAAAAACGAGAAAUUGUUCGGAUUGACGAGCUUGCGACCGGCGGUGGCGAUGAUGAACUGGUAGCGAAAGCACCUCGAACUGGCCCCAUUAUUGAACACUGUGCCCCGGCAGAAUAUGUACCUGAACUACUACCAGGGGGGACGAGAAAGGACCUCAAGACCUUGAGCGUCGUUCAGCCUGACGGGCCGAGUUUUUCCGUCAAGGAUGAAAGCCUCAUUGAGUGGCAGAAGUGGCGAUUCAGGGUCAGCUUCAACCCUCGUGAAGGGGCUGUGAUCCAUGACGUCUAUUACGAUGGAAGGAGUGUACUAUACCGUCUUUCCUUGAGCGAAAUGACCGUUCCUUACGCUGAUCCCAGACCGCCGUUCCAUCGCAAACAGGCUUUUGAUUUUGGGGACGGCGGUAUUGGACAUGCUGUGAAUAAUCUCACUUUGGGAUGCGACUGCUUGGGUGUAAUCAAGUACUUUGACGGUGUACUGGUUGGUGCAGAUGGAAAUGCAGAGAAAGCGAAGCAUGUGAUUUGCCUUCACGAACAAGACAACGGCAUUGGCUGGAAGCAUACUAAUUGGAUGACUGGUCGUGCUGUGUCCACUCGACGCCGAGAAUUGAUAGUCCAAUUCAUCAUCACCCUCGCUAACUACGAGUACAUUUUCAACUACAAAUUCGAUCAAGCUGGUGCGAUAUCCGUCGAAACACGAGCCACCGGCAUCGUCUCCGUCGUCAAUAUCGACCCCGGCAAGACUAGCCUUUGGGGCAACGUGGUCAACCCAGGAGCCCUCGCACAGAACCACCAGCACAUCUUCUGCGUCCGGAUCGACCCAGCCAUAGAUGGACACAAAAACACUGUCGUGCAGAAUGAGUCCCUCCCUGUCCGCCGAGAUGCUCGGACCAACCCCAACGGCAAUUUCUACCAAGUCAAGGAUACGAUCCUAUCCACGUCUACAUCCGCGGAUGCGUGCCCAGAGAAUAAUCGUGUGUUCAAGAUCCAGAACCUGGACAAGAAGAACCCUGUGUCGGGUCGGCCAGUUGGAUACAAGAUCAAUCCUCCACCAACACAAAAGGUCCUCGCCGACCCCAAUAGCAUCCAGGCACAGCGUUGCGCUUUCGCCACACACCACCUCUGGGUGACGAAAUACAGAGAUGGGGAGCUGUACGCAGCUGGAGAAUAUCCUCUCUCCAGUAAGAGGGAGAGUGGUGGUGUCGCGGACAUGGUGGCCCGAAACGAUGAUCUACUCCAGGAAGAUGUCGUUGUUUGGAGUAGCUUUGGCCUUACCCAUAAUCCCCGCGUUGAGGAUUGGCCAGUGAUGCCUGUGGAAAUUCUGGAGCUCAAUAUUGUGCCCGUGGACUUCUUCACGGCAAAUCCGGCAUUGGAUGUGCCCAGCGACAAGGACAUCACGUCGAAGCUUACCAACGGAGCUUGCUGUAAGAGUGAGGCCCCGAGGCUCUAG
Messenger RNA from Clonostachys rhizophaga, 2046 nucleotides. NCBI's taxonomy places the organism in Eukaryota, Fungi, Ascomycota, Sordariomycetes, Hypocreales, Bionectriaceae. The record is from the annotation of a GenBank genome assembly.